CCAUGUGAGGUAGGUGGUGUAUACUAUGUUUAAAAUACUGUCGGCGAAUCAACAAAAUGGAGGCAUCUGUUUGCGCCAAUCCUGAAUGACUGAGAGAUGUGUCGCAUAUGACGAGUUACUUAAUAAGGUCGAUGUGACUGGCGCCACCUAUGAUGGACUCAGAAGAAAGUGAGAGGAUGUCUUUCCUCCUAUCCCGACUGCUAGAGAAAGACAUCGGCACCAAGGAAGAGGUGGAUAUCAGAAGAAAGACUGUACUUUUUAAGGAACAAUUCGACAACGCAAACAAUGAAAACCAUUCGAUAUUUAACACGGGGAGCUCAGCUGAAGGGUUUGCUUUGCGAGGGUCAGACAAUGAUGCUAUGAUCGUGGACAAAACUAUAAUGACUGUAAAUUCGAAACAUCAAAUUCCGUCAGAUAGUAAACAUGACAUGGUUUUACUACUGAGAGACGCUAACAAUUGCCAGCAUGGUCAUGUGGAACUGGAAAUUGCUGUUUGGCGGAGAUGCAAACAGCCGCUGUAUAAAUCCUUUCAUCCAGUGGGCAGUAGAACAUUUAUAUCAAGUGACAUUUAUCGGGAGGAACAUGUCAAACACGCAUUAAAUCUAGGUUUCAAUGUAGCAUCUCAUGGACCGAGUAGUGGUGCUGACGCCACGGGAACUAAUGCUGCCUUUGAUGUUGUACACGCUUUUCACUGCCCUGUAUGGCCAAAGGACGCGAUUGAAUGGAAAACCAGAAAACGGUUGUACGGAUGGCCUACUGAAACAGUGCUUAUCAAAAUUAUAGAAGGCGGCUGUCAUCUCGUCCCUAUAGGAGAUAAGUGCUCAGAUAACACUCUACUACAAUGGCGAAUAUCAUUUGCCUACGCCGAGAGACUUUUAGUUCAUUCCCUUAGCCACAGCCAGUUUAAAGUAUACGGUCUACUCAAAAUCUUCUUGAAGAACAUAAAAGUUCGCCUUGAAGCUAUCAGUAAAGAAGAAGAAAUUUUGAGUUCGUACAUCUUGAAAACUGUCAUUUUCCACGCGGUUGAAAAUACACCAGAAACAUUCUGGAAAGAAAAGAAUACUUUCACCUGCUUCUGGUUUUGUUUCAGUAUUCUCUGUGCAUGGGUUAAAGCAGAAUAUUGCCCUAACUACUUUAUCCCAAAGAACAAUUUGUUUAAAAGACAUAUCCAUGGACAGAACAAGACAAAACUACUCCAACUGCUUUCUGAAAUUCACAACAUGAAAUGGAUGUGUCUGUCAGUUGGGACAUACGUGAAGCCAUCUAUAAUGGAUAUUCUUUUAAACAAAAGCCACCAAGCAGACCUCAUGCAAAACCAAACGCUUCUUCAGUCAGAAGCACUUCUGUGACCUACAAGUCCUAUCCUGUGUUGU
Messenger RNA from Pecten maximus, 1373 nucleotides. Its product is annotated as cyclic GMP-AMP synthase-like. The coding region runs from base 150 to 1349 and encodes 399 amino acids. The transcript has 2 exons. Lineage: Eukaryota; Metazoa; Mollusca; Bivalvia; Pectinida; Pectinidae. The record is from RefSeq and is a predicted model, not a curated record.